Echinococcus granulosus is the source of this 288-nucleotide messenger RNA. RefSeq names its product Dynein light chain 1, cytoplasmic. Gene Ontology annotation, biological process: microtubule-based process; cilium assembly. The coding region runs from base 1 to 288 and encodes 95 amino acids. Gene Ontology annotation, cellular component: cytoplasmic dynein complex. Gene Ontology annotation, molecular function: dynein intermediate chain binding; dynein light intermediate chain binding. The transcript is spliced from 2 exons. NCBI's taxonomy places the organism in Eukaryota, Metazoa, Platyhelminthes, Cestoda, Cyclophyllidea, Taeniidae. The record is from RefSeq and is a predicted model, not a curated record.
AUGUCAGAACCGAAUGUCAAACAACUUCAAGUGGAAUGCGACACAUACAAGCUAAGGACGGCCAUUGAUGCGGCCACGGAGGCGAUUAGCAGGACAAAAUCGAACCAGGAGCGCGCUACUUAUGUACGUCAAGCUAUGGAUAACAAGUACGGACCUGCAUGGAGCUGUGUAACUGGUCUCGAUUUCGGAAGCGAAAUCCCCUAUCUUCCGGAAAAUUUUGCCUUCUUCACUGUCGAUAAUGUCUCCUUCCUCGUUUGUAAGUCUACGGAAAAUGUAAAAGUUAUGUAA